AACAACGCUUGUAAACAGAUCAUCUGACGCGCCUGCCCUCUCAGAACGCUUGAGAGCGCGGAGCGUUAGCGCGCAGAGUUAUCUAUCACUGCCUUCCGGACAGUCCUGAGAGUCUUCAGGGGCUGCACCUCAUAGCAUGAUGAUAAACCCUACAAGGACGCGCCUUUCUGUUUAUUGGAGGUAUUUUAAGGAGCAAACGAAUGAUGUAUAAUUUUUUUUGAAGUAUAUUUCGCUUUCGUUCUUUAAAUGAAACGAAGACGCGCCUGGACUUCCAUCUGCGCUCUUUUACGGGAAGCGUCCAUUUAACAGGGAAUAAAUGGAAUAACGGGAAAACUUCAGCUGGAUUUCUGUGCAUGGCAUUUUGACAUAUUACGGCUAAUAAAAAAAAAGCUGGAGUGACUUAUUUAACCACACCGCUAAAAGUGCAUCAAAGAAGAUGAGGAACCAAUUAGGACUUGAUGCAGCCUCUUCCUGGGAUGCGCUUCCACCUGUGUUGAGGCUGUUGAACCAUAGACAGUGCAACGCAUGAUUUUUACAUGAAGCUUCUGUGUAGAGAGCAGCAGAUGACCAGCAAAGAAGCUGAACAAGAAAUCUGCAGUCAUCUGUUCUGUCAACUACAGACGGUGAAUUAACCCUUUCCACUCAGCUGUGAUCUAAAGAACGCUUGAUUUCACAGUGGGAGCAGGUUGUCUCUGACAUAAAGAGAUGAAGCGAGAACGCUUCAAGCCGCCAGAACCAGAUGACCCUCUGUGCUGCUGUGGAGACAUUGACCAGCAAAGAGAGUACUGCUGCUGCGACUGUGAAGAACUUGAUGAUGCCUGUGAAAGAUUGCUCAGAGGAGAGCGGGACAAGCCAGACAUCUUCUCUCGUUUCGUCUCUCGUAUGGCUGAUCGUUUGGGUUUGCCAUGUUGUGCCAUAGGACCCCUUCGAUUGGAAAUCUCGGUCUUGCCUCCAAUGGUAUUAAUUCCCGGCUUAUUGCGAGUGGCAGCAAUUAACUGUGUGUUGGGAAUUGUAGUCCUAACUGCCCUACCAGGGCUGGUGCUUUGGUAUUACUAUGUGACUCACAGAAGGAAAAGACGCACAUUGUUUUUCCUUAGCUUGGCACUUUUCUCCCUUGCCUACAUGUACUACCUUUUCCUUACUGAGAUCGUUCCCAGAGGAGACGUUAGUAAUCUGCAGCUGGUUACUGCGACAACAGGCAUGAUGUUGACGCUUAUCUCCCUUGUGCGCACCAAACAAGGACCAGGCUUUGUCAAAUCAUUAGCUCAGGGAGUUAGCAGUAUCUCUGCAACCAAUCGGAGCACAAACAUACCUGGAGACUCUGCCCCCAGCAAUGGAAUCAUCCAGUCAAAUGGAGAAAAGGAAGGGAAGAAGAAGUUAUGUCCUGUUUGCCAAUUGGUGCGGCCACCAAGGGCAGGGCACUGUAGGAUCUGUGGAGCUUGUGUCCUUCGAAUGGACCACCAUUGUGUUUGGAUAAACAGCUGUGUUGGUCAAACCAAUCACAGGCAGUUCAUUUUGACGCUCCUUCUCUUCCUGCUGACUUCGUCCUACGGGAUCAGUUUGGUCUUACAGAGUAUAUGUCCAAGACAGAGUCUGUUCACAGCCAUGUUAUACUGCCCUGGAGUCUACAACCAAUACAGCACAGCCCUGUGCUUUACAUGUGUGUGGUACAGUGUUAUCAUAACAGGCGGUCUGCUCCACCUGUUCAUCCUUCAGAUCAUCAAUGUCAGUUACAAUGUAACAGAACGCGAAGCUCAGAUCGCUUUGCGCAACAAAACUGGCAGACGGCGCUUCUGUGGGCUGGUUGUGGAGACUGGCGUCUAUUCGCAAGGUUUUCUCCAGAACUGGAUUCAGUUCCUCACGAUGAACACGGAUGAGAACUGUUCCCCUUUCACCUUCACGGACAUGGUGUGAAUCAAUGACGUGACUACAGUUGCGAUCCUGGGCGGUAUUUUAACUGUAAUCAUGCGAUAUGUUAGUUCACCCCAAAAUGAAAAUUCUGUCAAUCAUUACUCACCCUCAUGUCGUUCCAAACCUGUAAGACCUUAGUUCAUGUUAGGAACACAAAUCUAAGAACUAUCUCACACUCCAUACACAGCAAUACAACUGAAAUGUUCCAGGUCCAGAAACAUAGAGUUAGGACAUACAUCAGUAAAAAAGUCAUGUGACGUCAGUGGCUCAACUUCAGUUUUUGACACUACGGGAAUACUUUUUUUGCGCAAAUAAAACAUAAAUAACACAAUUUACUCAACCAUUCGUGUCCCCUGUGUUACUGGACCUGGGAAGAUUUCAAUUAUGUUGCUGUCUAUGGAGGGUCAGAUAGUAAUAAAUAAAUAUUUUUUUAUGUUGGGGUGAACUAACCCUUUAAACAACCCUUUAAAGUGUCUGGUUAAGAAUUGAUUGAAUUGAAUGACACAUUUACCUUGUUUGCACUGGUUGUAUUCUGUAGUCAGCUUAAACCGAUCAAUUAAAUACCUAUGUUUUAGUAUUUUUUUAGAUUUUUAUUCCAGUGGUUGUCUCUGUAGGGAGAUAUCGAAUUGGGUUCAACGUGAUAUAUGACCACAGCAAUGUUUUAUGAAAUCUAACAAAACUCUACUCAUGAAGUCUGCAACUUUAUUGCUUAAAUAACCAAACCCUAUUACUGAAACGUGAUCAUUAAAUGACCAGACAGUGGGCAACUUUGCAAUCCGGGUAGCAAUCAAGUGUGUGUAUGCUGUUAACGACAAGUAUAAGAUAUAGCCGGUACUCUGAAAUGCUAAUAGACCAAAACAUUACAUUUUACACCAAAUUCAUAAUCCAUGUAAUUGUAAAUAUGCUACUACUUUUGUAGUGUGCUCUCUCUCAGGACAAAUGAUGUUGUAGACUUCUGUAUCUGCAGGUUUCUGUGUUCACUGCUCAAUUAACAGCAGUUAAAGGGGUCAUGAAUGGAGAUAUCAAAAUUAUAUAUCUUUUUUAUAUAGUAAGAAGUCAUUGGGCUAUAAAAACAUUUUGUAAGUUUAAAAAAUCAAAACAAAACACAAAAAAUAUACACAAGUGUUAGUCAAUUAUAGCAAUGGGCAUUUAAUUCUGAGUUUACUAUCCAAAGAGAAUAUUCUAAUGAGGAGGAAAUAGCAUAUUAUUUCUAUAUGAUGAUGUUUCUACUUAUAAUAUUGACAACAUUAUAAGUUGACCCUCAGAGAACAGUACAAAAUCAAAGGCAGUUAUGACCCGUUUGUUAUGAUGAGGUGCACUUUACAGUUAUGUAUUGUCAUCUUGAAUGAAAUUUCAUGUGUAAAAAUACAUUUACAAACAAUAAAUAGACUUCCACUCACUUUA
This is a messenger RNA of Puntigrus tetrazona (Sumatra barb), 3315 nucleotides long. It is a transcript of the gene zdhhc23a, whose product is annotated as zinc finger DHHC-type palmitoyltransferase 23a. Gene Ontology annotation, biological process: protein targeting to membrane; peptidyl-L-cysteine S-palmitoylation. The record is from RefSeq and is a predicted model, not a curated record. Bases 706 to 1914 code for a protein of 402 amino acids. Gene Ontology annotation, molecular function: protein-cysteine S-palmitoyltransferase activity. The transcript has 5 exons. Lineage: Eukaryota; Metazoa; Chordata; Actinopteri; Cypriniformes; Cyprinidae. Gene Ontology annotation, cellular component: Golgi apparatus; endoplasmic reticulum.